Messenger RNA from Closterium sp. Naga37s-1, 1236 nucleotides. NCBI's taxonomy places the organism in Eukaryota, Viridiplantae, Streptophyta, Zygnematophyceae, Desmidiales, Closteriaceae. The record is from the annotation of a GenBank genome assembly.
AUGAUGACGGCGCCGGUUUCACCGGAGGAGGUGCUUCAGAAGAUGAUGCACGACGGCGUGUUUGAUUCGCUUAAGAACCGGAUCCUGCUCGACCUCAAGCAUAAUGUACGCGUUAAUAUCGUUCUCGAUGUUUCCCUUUCUUUCAACCCCCCACUUUCUCCCUCCUCUCCCGCUCGCACAUUUCCGUGUGACAGUAACAGGAGGAGCUGCGGCAGUGCGCGGCGAAGCUUCAGCGCAGAUCCUGACCACAUCACCCCCCUCCCCCCCCCCAGCUCUCUCCCUCUCUUCCACCCACCCACCCCAUCCCUCUCCCUUUCCUCCACCCAACCCUCACCACCCCUCUCCCUUUUUUCCAACCACCCACCCCCACACCCUUCCUCCCGCCUGUCUGCAGUAUUCCAACAGGAGGAGCUGCGGCGCCGGCAGUACACAGCGAAGCUGGUGCAGGGCAGCGAAACCCUGGCGCCAGUGGUUGAGAAAGCAUCAGGAUUCGCGUGGUCCCUAAUGCUCUCGCCUCUCUCAGGAGGCGUUGGGGAGGAAAUUCACUCGCGAGUUGAAGAAACCUUCACUCGCCUGCACGCGGAGAAGGCGGCCAGUGAUGCGCUGACACCUGACGACGCCGGUCGAGAUCGGAGGGACGACCCAGGCCACGGGAUUCGAAGGAACAAGUGGGACGAGGGGGCAGGAGGAGGGGGCCCAGAAGCCCGAGGGGGCGACGGCAGCAGGGAGAGCUACAGGAGGGAUUCGGACGGAAGCAGGCGGUUCAGAGCUGAGGACCCCCCCCCUCCUAGGAGGUCUAAGUUUUCAGCGGAGCAUAGUCACAGGUGGGGAGCGGUUGGGAGGGAUGGGGGACGCGGUGUGGAGUGGGGAGUGGCAGGGGAGUGGGGAGGAGGAGAUGGCGCGAUGGAGAGGAGGGGUAGUAGGGAGGGGUCGGCUGUAGCGCUGUCCCCUGCCUCUGCCACAGGCGCAGGUUCGGGUGGCUCCAGGUUCGGCGGCCUGGGCGGCACAGUUCCAGGCGUUGCAGAUGGGUCGGGGAGCUGGGAGCGUAGGGGGGUUUGGUCCGGGUGGGAUGGGAGUGCUGGUUCAGGUGCUCGAGCUCGGGGGCUCAGUGCUGCUGGUCUGUCUAGUGCUCCUCCCAGUCGUGCUGCUGCUGCUGCUGCUGCUGCUGCUGCUGCUCCCGGUCACGCCAGAACAUGGGGAAACUCCCCGAAGUACUUCUUGAAAUCCGCAUCUUGA